Molecule: messenger RNA, 603 nt
Organism: Euleptes europaea (tarantolino)
Lineage: Eukaryota; Metazoa; Chordata; Lepidosauria; Squamata; Sphaerodactylidae
Gene: C7H6orf120
Product: chromosome 7 C6orf120 homolog
Exons: 2
Coding region: 25-597 (190 amino acids)
Source: RefSeq, a predicted model, not a curated record
CCUCGAUGGUGACUGGAGGGUACCAUGGCAGCUUACUGGAAGAGGAUACUAGUGAUGCUGCUUGCUUGUCAAGGACUUCUAAUGACAAGUGCUUAUGAUGAAGAAGAAGAUGUACCUGAAGAAUGGCUUCUCCUUCAUGUGGUUCAAGGUCAGAUUGGUGCUGGAAACUAUAGUUACUUGAGACUAAAUCAUGAAGGGAAGAUAGUGCUUCAAAUGCAAAGUUUAAAGGGUGAUGCAGACUUGUACGUAUCUGAUAGGACACUUCAUCCCACUUUUGAUGAUUAUGAAUUACAAUCUGUAACUUGUGGCCAAGAUGUGGUUCACGUGCCAGAAUACUUCCACCGCCCAGUAGGAAUUGGGAUUUAUGGUCAUCCCUCUCAUCUGGAAAGUGAAUUUGAAAUGAAAGUAUAUUCUGAUCAAACAGCUGUCAAAUAUCCACUGGAUGCGGGCUCCUACAAUCCAGAAGAUGUGGAGAUAACCCUAAAGCAGUUUCAUUCAACAGAAGAUGAGUCUCAAGAUGAAGAAUCAGUUUUCUGGACUAUACUGAUUGCAAUACUAAAAAUAAUAGCUGAAAUCCUUUUUUGGCUUUAUGACUAAACUAGU